Haemonchus placei is the source of this 282-nucleotide messenger RNA. NCBI's taxonomy places the organism in Eukaryota, Metazoa, Nematoda, Chromadorea, Rhabditida, Trichostrongylidae. The record is from the annotation of a GenBank genome assembly.
AUGGAGGACUACGUAGCUAUGGCCAUUGAAGGUGCUUCACAGAACGAAGAGUAUGUACUGUCACCGAAAUUCUGCAAUUUCUCCACAAUCGCCGACAAGAGCUCGUUGAACACGCACGAUGAGGUACUGUUCAUGCUUUUCACAGCCAAACAAACAAAUACUCAAAUAAAUAAAUUAGUACAUCACCGAAUAUUGUUGGAAUGUGGAGUACCUUGUACAUUCGGAUUGGUAGAUUUGGAAGCAGUAUGGUCUAAGGAUCGUGUCAGCCAGGUCAGAGCUUGA